Bradysia coprophila is the source of this 4291-nucleotide messenger RNA. Its product is annotated as thioester-containing protein 1 allele R1-like. Lineage: Eukaryota; Metazoa; Arthropoda; Insecta; Diptera; Sciaridae. Gene Ontology annotation, molecular function: endopeptidase inhibitor activity. The record is from RefSeq and is a predicted model, not a curated record. Gene Ontology annotation, cellular component: extracellular region.
UAACAAGUGUUUGUGUAUAAGCAAUAGAAUAUGUUGCGCAAAUUGUGUAUAUUAGUGCUAUCAGCAUGUUUUGUUAAGUGCAGUUAUGAUGAAGGUCAUUACACCAUCGUUGCACCAAGAUACAUUCGAGCCAAUUCUGAGUACCAUGUCUCAGCUUCGGUACACGACGCAAUUGAGCCGAGAACCAUUCGAUUGACCGUGAAAAAUGAUCGAGGCUUCAGAGACUCGAAAGAAGUUACUGUUCCACCAUACACCACUAAAAUGGUGCAGUUCAGCACUGGUGACCUGCAACACGGUAAUUAUUCAUUUGUCGCUGAAGGUGUGAGUGGAAUUAAAUUCACAAACGAAUCGAGAAUUUAUUUUAAAGAGAAAGUUGAAAACGUUUUCAUCCAAACUGAUAAAGCCAUGUACAAGCCCGGUGAUAAGGUGAAUUUCCGAGUUUUAGUAUUGGAUCUCAAUCUGAAACCUAGCGUGAUCAGAGGCGACAUGUUGGUGUUCAUUAGCGACAGCUCCAACAAUCGAGUUAAGCAGUGGCUAAAUGCAACGACAACCAAAGGCGUGUUCACUGGUGAACUUCAACUAUCCGACUAUCCCAAUUUGGGCAACUGGUACAUUAAUGUAGACGUGAACGGUGAAACGAAGAAGAAACUAUUUGAAAUUGCCGAGUACGUUCUGCCCAAAUAUCAAGUGAUUAUUGAUACAGAUAAAGACGUAACGUUCAAUGACGGCCAAAUACGCGUAACGGUCAGAGCUAAAUACACGUACGGAAAACCAGUGAGAGGACAGGCUGUUGUCUCUGUCAGUAAUAAUCGCUAUUUCUACAAUUCAGUGACAACCGGUAUUUUGUGUAGCCGAACGAUUUCACUUGAUGGCAAAGGCUAUGUUGAAUUCGAUAUGAAGGACGAUUUAAAGACUACCGACGAUUAUCAGAGAAAAUUUGACAUUGAAGCUGUGGUAACGGAAGAUUUAACUGGACGCACCCAGACCGGUAAAGCGUCAGUAAGAAUUCACAAAUAUAAGUUCACCAUUGCCACAGUAGAUGCACAGAAUUCUUACAAACCAGGACUGCCAUCGAAACUAGCGAUUAAAGUUGCUUACCACGACGGAUCCCCAGUUGUGGAUGCAGUCAACACUGUAAAAAUAACCCGCACCUCCGAUUCGUAUCAAUCGAUUGUUACUACGGAUGGAUACACCUUAGAUUCGAAUGGAAUGGCGUAUAUCAAAUAUUCCUCUCGUGAAUCCGGAUUUUACCUAAGCGCCCAAUAUCUAGAUUGUGUUCAAAACUUGGGCUACUUUUGGAGAUCUGAAUCUGAAGCAGGACAGUAUAUCCAAGCUAGAGUCCAAACAUCGAAUCCUCGCAUUGAUCACGAAGUUUCUGUUGAAGUUACUUCAACCGAGCCAUUGGACUACUUUACGUAUCAAAUAUUAGGACGUGGUGAUAUUAUCGUGACCCGAACGGAGAUGGUUCCAAAAACCAAUUACUUUGUGUUUAGUUUCAUGGCGUCAUUUGCAAUGGUGCCGAAAGCUAAAUUGAUUGUUUACUAUAUGAAAGAUGCGCAAAUCAUAUCCGACGCAAUUGAUAUUGAUUUCGGCGAAGAACUUCACAAUUUCGUAAAAGUCGACACAUCAGUCGAUCAGGCUCAACCCGGACAAAACAUUGAUAUAACGGUCUCAACGAGGCCCGGGUCGUUUGUCGGUUUGCUUGGUGUCGAUCAAAGUGUUAUUCUUCUGAAAGAUGGUAACGAUUUGUCGAAAUCGGAAGUUCUAAGGGAAUUGGACGAAUACAAUGGCAGAGAAAGAUUCGUAAGAUGGACCGAGUAUAAUAAAUGGCAAGACUUCGAUACCGUCGUGCUACUAACCAAUGCAGUUGAUCCACUACAAUGGCGAAUUCAUAACGACCGGCUUAGAUUUGGUGGUAGUACGACAAGUUAUUUUUCGGGAUCCUCGAGGUCAUACAGCAGUCUUUCGGAAAGCAAUUUCAUUGAAUCUGAGCAAAAAUCACCAGUUAUUCGGACGGAAUUUCCGGAAACAUUUAUUUGGGAUUAUAACGCCACGGAUAGCUCCGGAACGAGGACAAUUCAGAAAAGAGUUCCCGACACAAUAACAUCAUGGAUAAUUACUGGAUUCACCAUCAACGAUGUGUUCGGACUCGGUCUGACAAAAUCACCGAGGACCAUGAAGGUGUUCCAACCGUUCUUCGUUUCGUUGAACCUCCCAUAUUCGAUAAAACGAGGAGAAGCGGUCGCUAUACAAAUCGUUGUUUUCAACUACAUGGAUGAAACUGUUUACGCUACGGUUACAUUGGAAAAUGCAGAAAACGAAUUCGUUUACUCGGAUCCGUCCAACGAAGUCCUAGAAGCACCGAGAAUUGAACAAUUUCGUCAAAAGAACAUCUACAUCAAAGCGAAUGACGGUGCGCCAGUAUCAUUUCUGAUAACGCCCACAAAAGCUGGUCCUAUUAAAAUCAAAGUCACGGCCACUUCAGCUCUAGCUGGUGAUGCAGUUGAAAGGACUCUUCUGGUUGUACCUGAGGGCGUGCCACAAUACAAAACCGACGCAUUUUUUAUUGAUUUGAGACACAGAUCCGAGUUCAAUGAUAGGUUCACCGUUGAGAUACCAAGGAAUGCUGUGCCAGAUUCAACCCGAAUCACUGUAUCUGGAGUCGGCGACAUUAUGAGUAGUUCGAUCAAAAAUCUCGACCAACUCAUUCAAAUGCCCGGCGGGUGCGGUGAACAAAACAUGGUGUAUUUCGUUCCUUGCAUUGUGGCUAUCAACUACUUGAAGCAUACCGGUCAACUAACUAAGUCCAUUGAAAGUAAAGCGAAAAAUUUCAUGGAAAUCGGAUACCAAGAAGAACUGACUUACAAGCACAAUGAUGGGUCCUUCAGUGCGUUUGGUAAAUCAGACGGUAGUGGCAGUACAUGGCUGACAGCGUUUGUAGUGCGAUCGUUCCUUCAAGCCAGAAAUCACAUAAUGGUUGACGAAAACAUUAUCAGAGAAGCUUUGAAUUGGUUACACGACAAACAGGCUCUGGAUGGCAGUUUCCCGGAAGUGGGUCGAGUUAUCGAUCAGAAGAUGCAAGGGGGUUCUAGCAAGGGUGUAGCACUCACUGCCUUUGUAGUUACUGCAUUUUUAGAGGAUCAGACUAGGAUCGCCACUUAUCGUGACACUAUCAGUAGAGCUCUGGAAUACAUUAUUACGAACUUGGAAAGUGUCGAUGACACAUACUCCCUGGCAGUAGCAGCAUAUGCCACUCAACUGGCCAAUGAUCAAACUCGCACCGCCUUAUUCCAGAAAUUAGAUGCUAGCGCUAAGAUAAACGGAGACCUUAAACAUUGGGAAAUGGCCGUACCGCAAGAGGAGACCAGAAAUCCAUGGCUUUCGCAGCCGAAUUCAGUUAAUGUUGAAAUUACGGCAUAUGUCCUGCUGACAUUGAUCAACAAUAAUCAAAUAACGGAAGGUCUUCCGGUUAUGAGGUGGCUGUUGAGUCAGCAAAACGAAAAUGGUGGCUUCCAAUCGACUCAGGACACUGUUGUCGCCAUAACAGCUCUGGCCAAAUAUGCGGAAAAAAUACAGCUCCGUCAAGGCGCAGACGUUGCGAUUGGCGUCUCAUACAAUAACGGCAGAGAGUCAACAAUCAACAUAAACAAAGCGAACAGUUUGGUACUGCAUACGAUAGAGAUUCCGUCCGGUGUACGAUCCAUUAACGUUCAAGCUACCGGAAGCGGCUCCGCUCUGUGUCAGCUGUCCUACAGAUAUAAUCUGAAUGAAACCGGAGCAUGGCCUCGAUUUGUGCUGGAUCCAAAAGUGAACAGAAGCUCAAAUUCAGACCAUUUGCACUUAACCGUUUGCGCCAGCUUCAUUCCGUCCGGUGAUGUAACGGAAUCGAACAUGGCCGUAAUGGAAGUUUCAUUACCGAGUGGCGUUGUCGCCGAUUUAGAAACGAUACCGUCGCUACAGUCGUCCAGAGGAGUGAAGAAAGUUGAAACUAAAAAUGGAGACACAAUCGUCGUGGUAUACAUUGACAAAUUGGGUACGGAAACACUUUGCUUCGCCAUCGACGGAUAUAGAACGAGUAAAGUUGCCAAUCAAAAGCCAUCUCCGGUGAUAAUUUACGAUUACUACGACACUUCUAAGAAAGCGACAACGUUCUACCAAAGCUCCAAAAUUGAUUUAUGCGAAAUUUGCGACGACAUUGCGUGCAGGAACGCAUGUAUGGCUAAAACUGCCGCUUUAUAAUCCAACAUUGACGUACAAAUGAAUACAAAAUCUUCAAGAUGAGUACACAGUU